AUGGAAAAGUGCUUCGAAGAGCACGAAUCAAAAUGUCGGAAUCCCAAGGAGAAAGAUGUUUCUCCUGCAUGGCUUAUAGAUACUAAGGAUGACUGCUUAGUGCCAGGCAAGGAUAAUCAUCCAUUUGUAGCCUUGAGUUAUAGAUGGGGUUCUUCAACAAGUCGACAAAUGGACAAAGAACCCACUGUACAAGACGCUAUUCACACCGUUCGUAUAAUAGGCGAGCGCUACUUAUGGGUUGACACCAUAUGUAUAGCGCCAGACAAUGAGGAGCAGCUGGCCGAGCAAUUGCAACUUAUGGGCGGUAUCUACGCUUCUGCCAAACUCACCAUUGUUGCGCUUGAUGGUGAUGCCAGGUCCGGAAUCAUAGGGCUCAAGUCCCAGUCACCGCCUCGCAGUCUGUCCAAAAUCUUUCCUUGGAAAUAUGGCAAAAGUGUAAUUAUAAGGCAGUUGCCUUCCAUGUCCAUGCAGAAUGAAGUGGUAUCGAAAUACUUCGAACGCGGAUGGACGUUUCAAGAGUACACAUUAUCACAAAGACGACUUAUUUUUGGUGAUCAACAGAUUCAUGAAGAUCUUCGUUUGGAUGACCCUACACAUACCCUAACAUUCCCCAAUAUAAGGAAGGGAUGGCUGGACUUCAAAGAAUUGAACGUACUCCUGAAUGAGUACAACAAUCGAGAGUUGACAUAUCCCGAGGAUGCAUUUCCAGCUCUUUCAUUCGAGUAUGGAUUCCUCUUCGGUCUUCCAAGGGCGUUCUUCGACGCCGCUUUGAUGUGGUCCUACAAUAUUGAUGCAACCGAUAUGAGCGCGCGAACACGACCUGGUCUACAUCGAAGAAAGCCAUCUGAGAGACGACAUUCAGUCCUCCCAGAUACACACCUACCAUCAUGGUCAUGGAUCGGCUGGCAAGGAGAUUGUAUCAAGAUGCUGGACACAGAAGCCCAAUUCCAGUGGUCCGACUGGUCCCUUGAUUCUGGUAGUGGACAUUUGGCAAAUUUGGUUCAACCAUCACAACUCAUACCACGGUAUCCCACAGUCUAUAAGGAACCCUCGGAGAUCUCAUACGACACAGUCGUCUGGAGAGUAAAGGGCCCCAUGGGAUACGGCUACAUACCCAUGGAAGAUGGGGGAGGCAGAAGCUUUCUGUGGCCUCUCCCCAAAAUGAGCACAGAGGAACAUGAAACAAUGGCCAAGCUUGAACAAAAUCCUUCUAUCUCCUGCCGCACAAAGCGCGCAUGGUAUGGAGCUCUCCGGGAACACCACCAAAGUUAUCAAGUGUGGAUGUAUACUCAUUUAUGCCUAUUCGACAGCCAAAGACGACUAUGCGGCUGGCUCCAAUUACCAAAAGACGAGGAUUCACUUAACUUUCCUGGAGCGGAAUGCAGAAGAAUGAUGGGACAAUUCGGCAAGAAGCCCCUAGGUGUGAAAGGCACCUUUAUGAAUCCAUUUCCUGAACGCAACGAGUUACUUGAGCUGGUGGCAAUCUGUAGACGCAAGUUCCCAGACAGCAAUUUCGGGGACAAUGGGUACAUUGGGAAGAGUAUUAUGGGGUUCUGUGGGAUAGAAUGGAUUGAGGGGGUUGCUUAUAGACGAGGCUGUGGAUAUGUGCAGAAGGAACUUUGGGAAGAACAAGACUUGGAAGACGUUGACUUGAUACUUGGCUAG
This is a messenger RNA of Fusarium redolens, 1665 nucleotides long. Its product is annotated as heterokaryon incompatibility protein-domain-containing protein. Lineage: Eukaryota; Fungi; Ascomycota; Sordariomycetes; Hypocreales; Nectriaceae. Bases 1 to 1665 code for a protein of 554 amino acids. The transcript has 5 exons. The record is from RefSeq and is a predicted model, not a curated record.